AUGGCACUGCUCCCACAAACGGACGGAUGGCUUCCCAAGUGGCAGCUUUUCGUGGCGGCCAUGGCAGUGUUCAACAGCGUCCAAAACUAUGCUACGCUGAGGCUUACACGCCAGCUCUAUAGCUCAGGGUCACACAACGUCACCGCUCUACAGGCCAGGACAUUCGCCAUUUGGACACUGACAUCUGCCGCGAUACGAUUCUAUGCCGCUUACUACAUCAGUGACAAAAGGGUAUACGAUCUAGCAAUGUUCAGUUACCUCUUCGCGUUCGCACACUUUGCUUCCGAAAUCCUGAUCUUCCGGAGCGCGAAGAUCAACAGUCCCGUUCUAAGCCCGGUGUUGGUUUCCACCAUCUCCCUUGUUUGGAUGUUCUCACAGUAUGACUACUACGUCAAGUAUUGA
Molecule: messenger RNA, 402 nt
Organism: Laetiporus sulphureus 93-53
Lineage: Eukaryota; Fungi; Basidiomycota; Agaricomycetes; Polyporales; Laetiporaceae
Product: Erg28-like protein
Exons: 4
Coding region: 1-402 (133 amino acids)
Cellular component (GO): membrane; endoplasmic reticulum
Molecular function (GO): protein-macromolecule adaptor activity
Source: RefSeq, a predicted model, not a curated record